Molecule: messenger RNA, 4005 nt
Organism: Oryzias latipes (Japanese medaka)
Lineage: Eukaryota; Metazoa; Chordata; Actinopteri; Beloniformes; Adrianichthyidae
Biological process (GO): regulation of transcription by RNA polymerase II
Cellular component (GO): nucleus
Molecular function (GO): transcription cis-regulatory region binding
Source: RefSeq, a predicted model, not a curated record
GUUUAAAUAAAGUUUGUUUUUUAGUGUUUGUUUGCUUUAAGACUUUUUUUUUCAGAAAAAUGUCUGCAGGUUUUUGAGCCUCAUAACUUCCACAUUUGUGUACGUUUGAUUUUGACGCGUUCUCGUGCCGCAGUUGAACUCCGCCCCUGUAUUCCAUUUCAGUCGGAAAUACGUCACCAUAAUAAAGAAAAUGAUGCUAGCUCUCAAAAAGUGGAUUCAUCUCUAAAAGUCGGGCGUUGUGAUUACUUUUGGCCCCGCGUGGACGCCGUACCACCAACACAUCUGUACACUUUUAAUUUGUAUUUUUCUCUCGCCCCUGAGCGGUGCGCUUGUUUUCGUAGCGGCGUGUCCCGGCGGUGAAACCGGAGAGGGGCCUCAGUGAGAGGGAAUGCAGGACUGCAAUGGAGCACAAUGCAAUACAGUGGUUGGGCGCUCCCUCCUGCCAGAGAGGCAGCUACUCCUUCUACAAGUCUGUGAGCAGCCAAGCUCAGCAUGACGGGCCGGUCCGGGUCUGGAGGCUCGGGGAGUUCUACUGCGUUCGCUGUGGACCGCAGGACCCCGUCUGCAUCGCAGAGGUCACCUUACUGUGGGAGGACCAGACACGGCACCACCUGCUGGCCAGUGCGAGACUCUACUUUCUGCCCGAAGACACGCCAAAGGGGCGGACUAGAGAACAUGGAGAGGAUGAAGUUCUAGCCGUGUCCAGGAAGAUGGUGGUGCGGGUGGAGGACCUGGUGCGGUGGUCCUGUGCCACCCCUGCCAGCUGGAGCUGCAGGCAGAAGCUGCAGGCCGGAGGCCCCAACGGCCUCCACAGACCUCUGCAGAUGGCUGAUACUCCAGAGCAGGAUAGCAAGGAUGGCCUGGGAGACCAGACUGAGGCCGAGCUGCAGGGCGUCAAAGUGCUGAGCUACCCGCAGUAUUGCCGCUUCCGCUCCCUGCAGAGGCGCAUCCAGGACGGAGCCCGGGGCCCCUCGCUGGAGGACCCCCACCUGCUGGCGCUAGGCGGGGUCAAGGUGCUGCCCCACACCAGGCUGAUGUACUGCAGGGACACCUUCAACCACCCGGCGCUGGAGAGCAGCGCCUGCUUUUCCUGGCAGUUCAGAUGCUCGUCUCUCAGCCUUCGAGGGCGACCUCGAAAGAAAAGAGGUCACGACAGCAAAGAUUCUCUGAGCUGCAGCCAAUCAGAGUCCUGGAUCGACAGGAUGAAGGAGAACGUGAUGGGCAGCGUGGAGGUCAGCUGUGAGGGCAGCUGGCUCCCCCACCCAGAGGAGCAGCUGUUCCUGGAUCAGCUUUACGCCUUCAUGGACCGUCACGGCUCACCCAUCCACAAAGUCCCUAACCUGGGCUUCAAGAAGAUCGACCUCUUCCUCAUGUACUCGGUGGUCAAACGUCUGGGCGGAUACAGAAAGGUGACCACGGAGCGCCUCUGGAAGGUGGUGUACAACGAGCUGGGUGGAUGUCCCGGCAGCACCAGCGCUGCCACCUGCACCAGAAGACAUUACGAGAGGCUGAUGCUGCCGUAUGAGGAGCAUCUGAGAGCCGGAGGAGCCCACUUCAAAGUCCCAGAAUGCCUGGAGCCUCCCAAACCCCAGGCCAUGCGAGGACGGAGACCUCUACCAAGAGGCAGGAGGCCUGGACCCAAAGCCAAGGAGAGGAAGACUUCGGCCCCUCCUCAUCCUCCUGCUAUCAUGGACCCGAACGCCGCCGCCGUGAAGAGAGGCCGAGGCCGGCCGCCGGGAACUCGCAACAAGGCCACCCUGAUCGCUCAGGCCAAGCUGCAGGCGCAGCAGCAGACCCGGGUCCAGCCGCCACCCCCGGAGACUCAGCCCGCCACCAACGGCCGGGGGGCGCCCACAGCCAGCAGCGCACACAGGGCCGUCCAACCCCCCCUCCUCCCCGUCAACUUGCCCCUGACCCCGGAGCUGUCCCCCAUGUCCGCCACCUUCCUGCCGUUUCAACCCCAACAGAGGGAGCUGAAGCCGGACCUGCCGGGCCCGGCGGCGCCGGCUCCCACCGUUCUCCUCUCCGCCCUGCCGCGGCACUUUGUUGGGGGUUCCCUGAGCGGCUUCAGCCCCAUCAAGGGGGUGUGUCCUCUAGACGUCUUCAGGAGCCGCGUCAGCCUCCAGAGGGGCCUGGAGGGCCCCGCCCUGACGCCCCAGGAUCCCGCUCAGAACCGCCCCGCCGUGUUCCCCCUGCAGCCCAAACCGGACGCCCCUUCACCGAGCACCGAUCAGCUCCACCCGCCGCACAACCGCUGCUCUGGCUGCAGCGGAGACGAGGGGGGGCAGAGGGGGGGCGGCCGGGACGGCAGGACCCGGCCACCCCUGCCCCCCCUGCGGGUGUUGCCCCUGAACCUAGACUGCAGCGUUCAGGUGUGUCAGCUGAUGAGGACUCGGCACCUGGACCCGACUCAGCUGCAGAGCUUCACACGCCGGCUGUCAGAGGCCCUGUCCCAGGACCUGAGCCCCAAACCCCCCUGCUCCCCCAUCACGCCCCCGCCCGAGCAGGCGCUGCCCCUCAACCUCAGCAAGCGGGUCCCCCCAAAGAGACCCGGCCCAGAAGGACCGGGAGCUGGCUGGCUCGCCAUGAACGGGAACUCUGAUCCGCUGUCGUCCAAACGGUCCCGGAGCGGCUCCCUAGAGAAGGCCCAGGACCUUCGGCUGGGGGUCCGGUCCGGCUGUGAAGGGGACGUGGGGGCGGGGCCCGGCGUGGAGCUGAGCAGUCAGGAGGAACCCGCCGACCUGAGCUCGCCCAGCAGGAUCCGGGCCUUCCUGCUCGGGCUGCCGCCCUUCCAGGUGAAGAUGGAGGAGGACCUGAACGGAACCAGGAUCGGAACCCGAUCCGAGGCUGAGAGCCAGGGAGCAGCAGGAGGCGCCGAGGUGAAGGAGGAGGAGCAGGAGGCGGGAAAGGAGCAAACGGAGAGAACCCACAAACUACCCAAGCAGGAGGACAGGGAUCUGAGGCCUUGUCUUGGUCCCGGUUCUGCAGAGCUGAUGGCCGGGCCUUCUAACAGAGACACGCCCUGUUUUUAGCCGUGGGUUCCCCGCCGUCCCUCCGUCUUCAGCUCCUGGAUAUUCAGGGCGCGACUGAAACCUGAAACCCCGACAAUCGGACCCGGUUCCCUCCUGUUGGUUCUGGAGGGAAACAGACGCUGCCAGAAGUCCACGGACUCCCUGAUGUCAGCGCGGCGGGCCUGAUGCUGGGCAUCAGAACCACAGGUACUGGCAGUCCAAACGGACCCGUCUGCUGAGGAGCCAUCUAGAGCCUUUCUACAGCCCUGAAUCACACACAAACAUCAGACACACACUAGACACACACACAAACACACAGACACUCGUGCCUUACGGCUGCGGUCGGCGUCUCCUCCGGCAGACUCCUCCUCCUCCUCCAGAUCUCCUCAGACGUCUGCCGGUCGACCCCCCCCCUUCAGUCUGCAGGGUUCUGAAGGAUCCAUUUGGCUUCUGGUCUGGCGGUUCCUCAGAACCCGGAUCCGUUUUCAGGUUUUGCGCCGAUCCUCGGCCUGAAUUUGUGCGUUCCUGAAGAACCGUGGCGUCGGUUGGUCAUGUGACAUCAGUAGCAGGUUCCCUGGUUUCAGGUCGGAAGCUGCAGUCCAACAAAAAGGUUCUGCUGGCAGAAUGCAGAUCUUCCAGCGGCUGAUGCGUGGAGAAAAGCCGGCAGUUGUCUCGUCCGUGUGACCCGAAACCAACUGCUUUCUGGCGCCGUGGGACCGGAUCCGUGAGAACCUCAGCCUGAGCGACCAAUGGACCCCAUGAGAACGGGACGGUUCAGCGAAUAGCAGCUCAGGCUAGAAGUUCAGACUCUGCAGCUUCGAGGCCUGAAAUGUGGUCGCCAUGGAGACCAAAGGGGCGGUGACAGAAGCUCUUGAGGGGGGCGGAGCUACCAUCCGGGUUGACUGACUGAAUCUGGGUGGCGGGUGGUCUCGGUCAGCCUCUGUUUGCACACCUGCUGUUUGUUUCCCCUAUUUAAACUUUCUUUACUAACCUU